Molecule: messenger RNA, 1405 nt
Organism: Archocentrus centrarchus (flier cichlid)
Lineage: Eukaryota; Metazoa; Chordata; Actinopteri; Cichliformes; Cichlidae
Gene: gtf2b
Product: general transcription factor IIB
Exons: 7
Coding region: 70-1026 (318 amino acids)
Biological process (GO): transcriptional start site selection at RNA polymerase II promoter; protein acetylation; transcription initiation at RNA polymerase II promoter
Cellular component (GO): nucleus; transcription preinitiation complex
Molecular function (GO): RNA polymerase II core promoter sequence-specific DNA binding; acetyltransferase activity; TBP-class protein binding
Source: RefSeq, a predicted model, not a curated record
CGAAAAGGUUAUAAAUAUAGGUGCUGUCCUCAUUUGUUCCUUUGACUUGGGGGCAGAGUGAGGAGUGACAUGGCGUCUACAAGCCGCGGAGAUGCUCUGGCCCUUCCCAGAGUUCAGUGUCCCAACCACCCUGAUGCGUGCCUGGUGGAGGACUACAGAGCAGGGGACAUGAUCUGCCCUGAAUGUGGCCUUGUUGUAGGUGAUCGUGUAAUCGAUGUAGGUUCCGAGUGGAGGACGUUUUCCAAUGAGAAAGCCCUCAAAGACCCCUCCAGAGUGGGAGACGCCCAGAACCCACUACUCAAUGGAGGAGACUUAACCACAAUGAUCAGCAAGGGAACAGGAGCUGCCAGUUUUGAUGAAUUUGGAAACUCCAAGUACCAAAACAGGCGAACCAUGAGCAGCUCUGACCGGGCCAUGCUCAACGCCUUCAAAGAGAUCAGCACCAUGGCGGAUCGCAUCAACCUGCCGAGGAACAUUGUAGACAGAACAAACAACUUAUUCAAGCAGGUUUAUGAACAGAAGAGCCUGAAGGGCCGAGCCAACGAUGCCAUCGCGUCAGCCUGUCUCUACAUCGCCUGCAGACAGGAGGGUGUACCGCGAACCUUUAAAGAGAUUUGCGCCGUGUCCCGAAUCUCAAAGAAAGAAAUUGGAAGGUGCUUCAAGUUGAUCCUGAAGGCACUAGAGACCAGUGUGGACCUCAUCACCACAGGAGACUUCAUGUCCCGCUUCUGCUCCAACCUCGGCUUGCCUAAACAGGUGCAAAUGGCGGCCACCUUCAUCGCCAGGAAGGCUGUGGAGCUCGACCUCGUGCCUGGCAGGAGCCCCAUAUCGGUAGCUGCAGCUGCCAUCUACAUGGCUUCCCAGGCUUCUGCAGAGAAGAAGACUCAGAAAGAAAUUGGAGAUAUAGCCGGUGUUGCAGACGUCACGAUCAGACAGUCUUAUCGACUCGUCUAUCCACGGGCAGCAGAGCUUUUCCCUCCAGACUUCAAAUUUGACACACCUGUUGAUAAACUGCCCCAGCUGUGAAGAAUACUCCUCCUAUGCAGCAACGAUAUUUUUCUGCUGCACUUAAAUAUUUUUUCCAUGUUUUUGGAUUCGGAAGAUUUCUCUUGUCCUGCCUUGGACUACACCAAAGUGUGACAGGUGCAGCAGACACACAUUCCAGUGCUUAAACAGCUUGCAGACUGUACUUACAGUAUUUCAUUUGAGUGUAUAUACUGUACGAUGUAUAUAUGUCCAAGUGGGAAAGUGUAACUGAUACUUGCAAUUUUAGGCUGAUUUCAUACUGUAUACAAAAGUUUUGUUUUUUUUGUUGUAGAAAAUUACCAGGUUCUAGUUUGUUUGAAUUGUUAUGGGUAAUUUAAAAAAAAAAAAAAAAUUUCAUUAAACCAGAUCAGUGCUUGAA